CCCAUGGCGUCCGCUUGCACUUCCGGUUUAGGAACCGGACUGGGCACCUGGAGUACUGGGCUGGGCCGGACCCCGAGUGGGUGAGGCUGGUCAGGGGGAAUGCGAGUUGGCUGAGGGGAAGCUCGAGAGGGACGCACGCCCAGGUAUGGGCCGAAGUACCUUCACGGCGCUUCAGCCAGGUCCGAGGCCUCUGGAGGGACUGCUGCUGUCCUGCGAAUCUGAGUGACCCGGCCAGAGGGCGCCAAGACAAAGAGGCCAGAACGCCUCGGCCACCGCUCCCGAGCCUGCAUCCCUGAAGGCCCCGCCACGGCCGCGCUUGCCACGCGCGAGACCCGUUCUGACUGCCCCUCGGGCCCGUCCCUCACGGCUCAGUGUGACUUUCACAAGCUCGGUACCAGGUCUCGCUCCAGGAAGCAACUCCCUUUGCAGAGAGAGCUUCAUCUGCACUUGAUUCUCCAAGGACAUGGAAAGAUAGGUGUCAGCCCUGGAACCCAGGCCUUUAAGUGGAGCAAAGCUGCUUUCUGCUGUGAAUGAAUGAUGGCCAAACCCACUCUGAGAGAGAAUGGCACCAACUCUGAAGUCUUCCGACAGCGCUUCAGGAUGUUCCAUUACCAGGAGGUGGCUGGGCCCCGGGAGGCUUUCAGUCAACUCUGGGAGCUUUGCUGUGCAUGGCUAAGGCCAGAAGUGCGCACCAAGGAGCAGAUUGUGGAAUUGUUGGUGCUGGAGCAGUUCCUGACCAUCUUACCUGGGGAGAUCCAGAAUUGGGUACAGGAUCAAUGUCCAGAAAGCGGAGAGGAGGCUGUGACUCUGGUGGAAGAUUUAGAGAGAAAGCCUGCAAGACCUGGAUGUUCGCUCACAGUCUCUGUGCAGGGGCAGGAAGUGUGCCCGGAGAAGAUGACACCCCUGAAAUCAUCACGAGAGUUAUUAAAUGUUCAGCAGGAAUUAGUGGAACCCCAGCCCAGCGAUGGACUCAAGAAAGAGAGGGCAAGCAGCCCAGAUCUGGGACUACAGGAGCAGAUGAAUCCAAAGGAGAAUCUCAGACAUUUUCAAAGGAGCGGAUUUCCAUUUCCUAAAUCUGGUGUGAUCUCCUCAUUGGAGCAAGGUAAGCCAUGGACUUCAGAUCUGGGCUUCAAGGAGAAAGAAGUCCCAAGAGGCAGCCACACAGGAGAUAGACGAGUGCAUGCUGACCUGUUGCCAUCUAAGAGAGAGAGGAGAAACUGGAUGGAACAAGAUCCCUGGAGCUUUGAGGAUGAGAAGGUAGCUGGUGUACACUGGGGCUAUGAAGAAACCAGAACUCUCCUUGCAAUUCUUAGCCAGACUGAACUUUAUGAGGCUCUCCGAAACUGUCAUAGAAACAGCCAAGUAUAUGGGGCUGUGGCUGAGAGGCUCCGGGAGUAUGGCUUCUUCCGGACCCUGGAACAGUGUCGGACAAAGUUUAAAGGUCUUCAAAAGAGCUACAGGAAAGUCAAGAGUGGCCAUCCACCUGAGACCUGCCCCUUCUUUGAAGAGAUGGAAGCUCUGAUGAGUGCUCAGGUCAUUGCCCUGCCCAGUAAUGGCCUGGAAGAGGCAGCCCCUCACUCUGGUCAGAUGGGCAGUGAUGCUGGGCAUGAAGAACCCCAACAAGCGGGUUGGCAGCAUGAGGAGGAAGCAGAAGAGGCUUUGGCUGAGGAGUCUGACAGUGAUGAAAUGGACCUGGAGGCCACCUCCCAGGACCCUGAUAACUCAGCUGCACCUGUCAUGUUCCGAAGUCCAAGUGGUGUACACUGGGGCUAUGAAGAGACCAAGACUUACCUUGCAAUUCUUAGUGAGACUCAAUUUUAUGAAGCCCUCCGAAACUGUCACCGCAACAGCCAGUUAUAUGGAGCAGUGGCUGAGAGGUUAUGGGAAUAUGGCUUCUUCAGGACCCCCGAGCAGUGUCGGACCAAGUUUAAAAGCCUACAAACCAGCUACCGGAAGGUCAAAAAUGGCCAAGCACAAGAGAUUUGCCCCUUCUUUGAAGAAAUGGAUGCUUUGGUGAGUGCCCAAGCGGCUGCUCCAUCCAGUGAUGGCCAGGAAGAGGAAACAGCUUCUUGCCCUAUCUGGGGGACCAGUGACGCUGAAGUUGAGAAGCAAGCUACAGACACAGAAGAGGCUCUAGAGGAAGAUUCUGAUGACAAUGAAGAGGGUACUGAGUUACCCCCAGGGGCUUUCUUAACCCGUGCUCCAGUCUUAUUCCAAAGCCCCAGUGCACAUACAGUACUGUACAGUAUUAUUCAAUCCAGCAUGGCUCCAAAGAAAGUGCAGAGCAAGCGUGGUGGUAAAAAGAAAGUGCAGAGCAGUAAUGAAGGUAACAAGAACAUGCAGAACAAUAAUGAAGGUAACAAGAAUGUACAGAGCAAGAAUGGUAAGAAGGUUUUGAAAAAAAUAACCAUUGAAUUGAAGAAGGAAAUUGUAGAAAAGCAUGAGCAUGGUAUUCGUGUGACUGAUCUGGCCUCAGAGUACAAGAUGGCAAAGUCAACAAUCUCAACUAUUUUGAAGAAUAAAGAUGCUAUCAAAGGAGCUGAUGUAGCAAAAGGAGUAACAGUGUUAACCAAGCAGAGGACACAAGCACUGGAAGAGGUGGAAAAACUUUUGUUAGUAUGGCUGAAUGAGAAACAGCUGGCAGGUGAUAGAGUUAGUGAAGCUAUGAUCUGUGAAAAAGCCAGGAAAUUGCACAGUGAUUUACUUCAAGAAAACCCCUCUAUAAGUGCAACAAGUAAUGAAUUUAAAGCCAGUAGAGGGUGGUUUGAUAAAUUCCGCAAGAGAAGUGGCAUCCACAGUAUGCUAAGACAUGGUGACGCUUCCAGUUCUGACAAGGCCAGAAGCCUACAGUAAGAAAGAAUUCACAGAAUUCAUGAAGGUCGAAGGAUAUAAUGCUCAGUGAGCAUUCAACUGCAGUGAAAUGAGCUCUUCUAGAAGGAGAUGCCAAAUAAAAUCUGUAUCACGCAGGAGGAAAAGGCACUGCUGGGGCACAAGACCAUGAAGGACAGAUCGACUCUUUUGCUGUGUGAACACAAGUGCCGAUCUGAAGAUUAAGCCACUCCUGGUGUACCAUUCCCAGACCCUUCAUACACUGAAGGAACAAAAUGUGAACAAGGCCAGACUGCCUGUAAUGUGGAGGGCCAAUGUGACAGCUUGCGUCACAAGGCAAUUUUUCAUGGGAUGGCUGCAUGAAAUGUUCAUACCUACCAUUAAGAAAUAUCUUUCUGACAUCCAACUGCCUAACAGGUGCUGCCUUCUGAUGGACACUGCCCCAGCACACCCUCCAGCCUUUGUGGAUGAUACAGAUGCUGUAUAUGACUCCCCUCACCACACCCCAGUAGCUCUUCCCAAUACAACUCCUUUUCUGCAGCCCAUGGACCAGCAAGUGAUCUGCAACUUCAAAAAGUGUACACAAGGGUGCUCUUCACCAGGUGUUUUAAUGUCACUGAAAAGAUGUCCUUGACUCUGAAAGAGUUCUGGGAAAAACAUUUCAGUGUCCUCCACUGCAUCAACCUCAUUGACAAAGCCUGGGAAGCGAUUAUGUGCCAGACCUUAAUCUCAGCCUGGAGGACACUGUGGCCAGAACAUGUUGCUGAACAUGACUUUGAAGGUGUGAUGUACAGGUAGUGGAGGGGACUGUGUCCACGUGAGAGUAUGGGUCUGUACAUCAACAGUGCAGACAUAGAGGAAAACCACAAAGACUAUAGAGAAGCUGAUGAUGGAAGAAUUUGCUGAACUCCAGAGUGAGCAGCAGAAGGUGCUUGUUGAGGAGCCUUCCACUGAGGAAGAGGAAGACAGGGAGGAGGUUAGCAGUGACUGAUAGGAUAAAACCCAUUACGGAAAAAAUGGAAUGAGUACCAGGAUUUCUUUUGAGAAACAACCACCCCAACAUAACUGUAAUGUGUAGAGUGAAUCUGAUUAAUGAUCAUGUGGUCUCUCAUUUCCAGAGGGUUAUGCAGUACAGGAAAAAAUGA
Messenger RNA from Fukomys damarensis (Damara mole-rat), 3974 nucleotides. RefSeq names its product zinc finger and SCAN domain containing 29 (gene Zscan29). The transcript has 6 exons. The record is from RefSeq and is a predicted model, not a curated record. Gene Ontology annotation, molecular function: DNA-binding transcription factor activity, RNA polymerase II-specific; RNA polymerase II cis-regulatory region sequence-specific DNA binding. Gene Ontology annotation, biological process: regulation of transcription by RNA polymerase II. Lineage: Eukaryota; Metazoa; Chordata; Mammalia; Rodentia; Bathyergidae. The coding region runs from base 535 to 2853 and encodes 772 amino acids.